Linum tenue is the source of this 393-nucleotide messenger RNA. Lineage: Eukaryota; Viridiplantae; Streptophyta; Magnoliopsida; Malpighiales; Linaceae. The record is from the annotation of a GenBank genome assembly.
UAUAAACUAAUAAAAUCCAAGUUAGACUUCCAUCUUCUCUGAAGAAGCAGAUAUGGCGAGGUCUUCUGUACUUGUUUACUUCCUGCUUGCCGUUUUGCUCUUCACCUUCCUAGGUGGCGACGAAAUGAGGGCGGAAGCACAACAGUGCAUUGCGAAAUGGGAUUGCAACGGCGGUAAGAAGCUUUGCAACCAGAAUUGCCAGACUACUUAUUAUGGCGUCGGAACUUGCGAGGAUCCAACUCCCAACCUCUGUUCUUGUAGAUAUGAUUGCUAGAAAAGGAAAAAAGAUGGAACAAAAAUGGCGCUGGCUUAGCUUAAAUUAAUAAAAAUAUGUUGUCGCCAUCUUGGCUGUCACGAGUCAUCAAUAAUACAUCGCAUCACUGUUUUAGUAUC